Tarenaya hassleriana is the source of this 1745-nucleotide messenger RNA. RefSeq names its product protein PAIR1. Gene Ontology annotation, biological process: meiotic DNA double-strand break formation; embryo sac development; chromosome organization involved in meiotic cell cycle. The record is from RefSeq and is a predicted model, not a curated record. Gene Ontology annotation, cellular component: nucleus. The transcript has 14 exons. The coding region runs from base 112 to 1422 and encodes 436 amino acids. Lineage: Eukaryota; Viridiplantae; Streptophyta; Magnoliopsida; Brassicales; Cleomaceae.
UUCAAACGUCAGUCUGAUCUCUCUCUCUCUUUCUCUCUGACCGUUUCGAUUUCUCCCUCCCGCUCUAAUUUGGGGAACGAUACCCUCCUUGUUUUCGGUUUUGACCUGGAGAUGAAGAUGAACAUCAAUAGAGCCAGCGAUCUGAGUUCCAUAUCAGUGUUUCCUCCCCAUACAAGGAGAUCUAGUGUUGGAUCAGCUGAGCCACAAUCAUCGCAGCAGCAGCUUCGAUCACAACCGUCGCAGCAGUCAUUCUCGCAAGGACCUCCCUCUCAGCGUGGCGGCUUUUCUCAGCUGACUCAGAGCUCCCUCGAAGAAGCUAUAGCAAAUGAUCAGAGAUUUAACUCUCAAGAGCGAGAUCUUUCUCUGAAGAAGGUUAGCUGCUUGCCCCCUAUCAGUCAUAAACGAGAAGACUCUCAGCUUGGGCUGCCGAGAUCUUCUAGCAAUCUUAUGAGGAGAUGGAAUCCCCCCAAUUCGAUUGUGGAAGCUAAAUGUCAGAUUGGUGAAGAUUUUGAGCAACGGAUUGGAAUGAUAGAAACUUCAUUGAACAGGUUUGGGAUGUUGUUGGACUCCAUUCAGAGUGAUAUAAUGCAAGCCAACAGAGGAACCAAAGAAGUAUGUCUAGAAACUGAACGUAUACGGCAAAAGUUGAUUCUCCAUGACACUUCACUUGAGCAGCUGAGUAAGGAACAAGCGGCUGUCAAAGCGAGUCUUGAUGGGGGUGUUAAAUCUGUUUUGGAGCAAAUAAACAAGGAUCCCUAUCAAGAGAAGCUACAGAGGAUCAUUUUUAUGCUAACAACUAUUCCAGAGCAAAUUGAAACCUCCCUGGAGAAAACUCGGAGGGAAAUCUGCAACAUGUUCACCAGAGAGAUACGGGCAGUGGCUAGCUUGAAGAUUCCUGAUCCAAGACAAACUGCCACAGCAUCUCAAGUAAAGUCUAUGGCUAGCCUGAAGAUUCCUGAUCCAAGAAUUCAAAUUUCGACAGCAUCUCAAGCCAAGGAGAACUUGCCUGAGCAAUGGGGUCUAGAGGUCAAGAAGAAUGCCCGGUAUACCACUACCUUGAAUCAGAGAAAACCUCAGCUGUCCAGAAAUCCUUGUUACACUUCAACUGGAGCUGUAAAAACUUGUCUAUCUCCAAAGAUUCAAGUGGGAUGUUGGAAGUCAGUGAAACCAGAACAAAACACAUGCAAGAAGAGAAUAGUGAGCAACCAAGUGAAAUCUGAAGGCACCCGUGGGCAGUCGAAAGAAUACAGCGUUGUCAUUGACUCAGAUGAAGACAUAGACGGAGGCUUCUCCUGCUUGCUUGAUGAGAACACAAAAGGAGGAGUUCAAUUCAGAUGGGACGCAGAGAAGGAAACUGAACGGAUUCUGAAGACGGCGAGAAGGACUAAGAGGAAGUACGGGAACCCCAUAGUUAUUAACUGAAAAGGGUAGGUUCCAAAUUUACAUAAUGUGGCAAUGUGCCACAAGGGGCUCGCCCGCUUGAUGUUAGCCUUUUUUUUUGUGUUCUGAAAAUAUUACAUGUGCGUUAAAUAUAUACAGAGAUAUUAUAUUUCCCCGUGUCUGUAUGUGUGUAUACGUUUUGGUCCCUACUGAAAAAUACGAUGAAGGUUUUUUGUUUUCUGAUUGAAACAAACCCAAAUGAAGUCGUGGUCGUAACCUAUUCCGCUUGAUUUUGAUUUAACUUAUCGUUCUACUUUUUGCAUUGCAUUGAUGCCACCCAUGAAUCAGACAAUGCGAGCAUAUUA